UACUGCAAUUUGGUGCUGGCUGUAAGUGAAAAUGGAGCUGAUCAAUUUGCUGCUCUCACUGAUCCUUUCAGUGUUGUUGUUAUCAGUGCUGUUCUUGUUGUAUCAAACUCGUUCUCCUAAAGCAAUGGAAGGCAUCCCUGGAAGCCUUGGUUGGCCAAUUGUGGGAGAGAGCUUCUCAUUCCUCUCUGACUUUUCAAGUCCCUCUGGGAUCUUCAGCUUCAUGAUCAAGAGGCAAAAGAGAUAUGGAAUGGUUUUCAAGAGCUUUGUCUUGGGGAGGUUUACUAUCUUCAUGACAGGGAGGGAAGCAAGUAAGAUAUUGUUAACUGGCAAGGAUGGUCUUGUGAGUUUGAAUCUGUUUUACACUGGCCAGCAAGUUCUGGGCCCCACCAGCUUGCUGCAAACCACAGGGGAGGCUCACAAAAGGCUAAGAAGGCUGAUUGGUGAACCUUUAUCAAUUGAUGGACUGAAGAAAUAUUUCCAUUUUAUCAACACUCAGGCUAUGCAGACAUUAGAUCAAUGGGAAGGAAGGAAAGUCCUGGUUCUUGAAGAGGCUUCUACAUUUACUUUAAAAGUGAUUGGACAUAUGAUCAUGAGUUUAGAGCCUUCUGGGGAGGAGCAAGAAAAGUUUAGAUCAAAUUUUAAGAUUAUUUCUUCCUCAUUUGCAUCGUUGCCAUUUAAACUUCCAGGGACAGCUUUUCAUCGUGGCAUCAAGGCUCGAGAUAGGAUGUAUGAGAUGUUGGAUUCUACAAUUUUGAGGAGGAGAAGUGGCCAAGACUUUCAACAGGAUUUCUUAGGAUCUUUAGUUAUGAAACACAGAAAAGAAGAUGGAGAAGAAGAUGAAAAUAAACUCACAGACAAACAAUUGAAGGAUAAUAUAUUAACUCUCCUGGUUGCAGGCCAUGAUACCACAACUGCUGCUCUUACUUGGCUCAUUAAAUUUCUUGCUGAGAAUCCGAUUGUUUUGGAAAAAUUGAGAGAGGAACAUAGACAAAUUGUGGCCGGAAGAAAAAUUGGAACAGAUCUUACCUGGGCAGAAGCUAAUAACAUGCCCUACACAUUCAAAGUCAUCAGUGAAACUCUUCGAAGAGCCACAAUACUACCUUGGUUUUCAAGAAAGGCAUCUCAGGAUUUUGAAAUUGAUGGUUAUAAAAUUAAGAAAGGUUGGUCCGUCAACCUAGAUGUUGUUUCCAUACACCAUGACCCAGAAGUUUUCCCAGAUCCUGAAAAGUUUGAUCCCUCAAGAUUCGAUGAACCCGUGAAGCCUUUCAGUUUUCUUGGAUUUGGUAGUGGACCACGUAUGUGUCCUGGAAUGAACCUUGCCAAGCUUGAAAUUUGUGUCUUCAUCCAUCACCUUGUAAACAGAUACAAGUGGAGACCUCUGGAGAAUGAGAAUUCUGUCCAACCAACGCUUGUAAGGAUGCCAAAGAACAAAUAUCCUAUUAUGGUUGAGUCACUGUAACACGUUUGCUCUAGCAACUACAAACACGAAACAGAAGAAGAGACAGCAAGGAAAAAUCUUGUAUUGGAACAGAAUCACUUCCUCUUUGUUCUUACUUCAUGGAGAGAAAUCAUGCUUUAUGACUUCUGAGGACAGAAACUAAUCCUCAAAGAAUAAUUUGCUUCUCGUUUUUAAUAUUUAAGCAGAUCUAGAACGGAAGUAACU
Vigna angularis (adzuki bean) is the source of this 1663-nucleotide messenger RNA. Its product is annotated as abscisic acid 8'-hydroxylase 3. The transcript has 9 exons. The coding region runs from base 32 to 1459 and encodes 475 amino acids. Lineage: Eukaryota; Viridiplantae; Streptophyta; Magnoliopsida; Fabales; Fabaceae. Gene Ontology annotation, molecular function: oxidoreductase activity, acting on paired donors, with incorporation or reduction of molecular oxygen; monooxygenase activity; iron ion binding. Gene Ontology annotation, biological process: sterol metabolic process; brassinosteroid homeostasis; multicellular organism development. The record is from RefSeq and is a predicted model, not a curated record.